CAAAUUUACAAUGAUGAUGAAUAUCUGAUAUCUUGUCUUAAGCGUAUAAAUUACUGUUUUUCGGAAUAUAAAUGAUGAGCUAUGCCUACCAAUAAUAUUUGUCGACAAUGGAGUUGGUAAGCGUAUGACUUACAUAUCUGUUUAUUAUCUUGUGUCUUUUUCACAACCUCUUUUCUUUUUUGUCACAAUCUCUCUUCUCUAGGAACCAAGAUGGCAAGUGUAGGCUCAGAGGAAUCCCAAGGAUUGGACUGCUCCAUAUGCCACGAUCUCCCAGAAGAUCCCAAACUACUUGCCUGUGGACACACAUUUUGUAAGAAGUGCUUGGCUCUCGUCUUUCAGUCUCAAAUGAAAGAAACUGAGCUAUCUUGCCCAAAUUGCUCCAAGAUUAGUCCCAUCACUGACGGCGAUGUUUCUACGUUAAACACCAACACCGAACUUGAGACGAAAUUGAAAGCCAUGGAGAGCGCGGAGAAGCACUGUUCUGUAUGUGAAGAGGGAGAGGAGUCACCGGCUGCGGCCUACUGCCAAACCUGCAACGAUCAUCUUUGUGAAGAUUGUCUGGAUGUUCACAGAAAGUGGAAGAAAAACGCGAAACACGAAGUGGUGAAUAUAGAUGAUAUCAAGACCGGCGGGGUGAAGGUGAAGCAGUCUUGUCCCAAGCAUCCUGCCAAUGAACGGGAGUGCAUCUGUACAUCCUGCAAAGUAGCCAUCUGCCUUAGGUGCCGUAUGGAAGACCACUCUGGGCCCGACCACAACGUUGAAGAAGUGCCAGAGUUCUUAAUGAGGAUCAAAUCCGACAUCGGAACCCUUCUGGAGAAAACCCGACAGAAGAUGGCGAUCGUCGAGAACCAUGUGAAGAUAGUGGAUGAAGAAAAUGUGAAGGUUGAUGAAAUCCUUGAUCAAAGGAUAGUGAGCAUUAACGAAAUGUUCGAGGAGAGUCUAACAGCGCUGCUGGAGAAAAAGACAAAGCUAAUAGAGAUGUGCCAAGGACAUAGAGAAGUUCUAAUGGCUGAACUACAACACGCAAGAGAAAGCGAUGUUCAAUUGAUUGACGGCUACAAGAGCGCUUCUGAAUUAGUCAGCAACGGAGCCAUGGUUCUGCUUGAGGGUCAAGCUCUGAGUGUCCACAACAAUAUCAGUGCCGACUUGCAGAAACUGUUGAAACAUCGUGAACCGAGUAACGAGCAAGCGACGAACAUCACUAAAAGGGCAGAGAACGUUGAGUUCAGACUUUAUCGUGAUAAGCUUGGCCUCGGUGAAGUAAUCUUGAACAACUGGACGAUGAAGAAGAUAAACGAGUAUGCUCUGUCUGGAUCAGAUGUGUACGAUCUUGUGCCAGUACUUGAUGGCAAGAUGGCAGUUGGGUACCUGGGCGGAGGUGUCGAGCUCUUCACGGUAGACGGACCACAGGAAAUGGUGCGUACUCCAAGCAAGAUGAUGUACAGGCCUUCCACACAGGAUGGAAGAAGGUCCUCAAAGACUGUGCUCCACGACGAAAAUGUUGGGCAUGUAGCCGUCUUGUCUGAUGGCCGGUACGUGGUGCAGAACGAGAAGCACAUCAUCUCACUCUACACACGCGAAUGGAAGAAGGAAGACGUCAAGUUUGAGACGCUGCAGGGAGACGGUUUUGGAGGCAUGGGUGUGGACGUGGAGGAUCGCAUCUACGUGGGUUACUGGUCAGCCAAGAAGAUUCUGGUGUUCAGUCCAGAGGGCGGUGCACCUAUCAGCGAGGUUCCUUGUCACGACUUUGAUCCCACAGAGAUUUGUCCCAUGCGUCACAGCAAGAUGCUAGUCGUCCGUGAUCUUCUCACAGUACGGGUGAUUGACCAAAAGGGCACGGUGAAACACGAGGUCGACAGACGUUUCAUCUCUGGACGGAUGGCUGUUCUACGAGAUGACAACAUUCUGAUCGGUUGGGUGAAGGAAAAAGGCGUGCUGUGUGUUGAUAUGUACAGUCACCAUCUCAAGUAUGUGACCACGGUCCUCUCCGACUUUCCCUUCAAAGGAGAGUUUCGAAUGAUGAGAGAAUUCUCCACCGGAGAGAUUGCUAUUUGCGACAACGAAAAAUUCUACUUGUUUCUGAAGACAAAGUAA
Messenger RNA from Strongylocentrotus purpuratus (purple sea urchin), 2094 nucleotides. RefSeq names its product tripartite motif-containing protein 3-like. Gene Ontology annotation, molecular function: ubiquitin-protein transferase activity; zinc ion binding. Gene Ontology annotation, biological process: positive regulation of DNA-templated transcription. Gene Ontology annotation, cellular component: chromatin; nucleoplasm. The record is from RefSeq and is a predicted model, not a curated record. Lineage: Eukaryota; Metazoa; Echinodermata; Echinoidea; Camarodonta; Strongylocentrotidae. Bases 211 to 2094 code for a protein of 627 amino acids. The transcript has a single exon.